Molecule: messenger RNA, 1356 nt
Organism: Pyrenophora tritici-repentis Pt-1C-BFP
Lineage: Eukaryota; Fungi; Ascomycota; Dothideomycetes; Pleosporales; Pleosporaceae
Biological process (GO): DNA-templated transcription
Cellular component (GO): nucleus
Molecular function (GO): zinc ion binding; DNA binding
Source: RefSeq, a predicted model, not a curated record
AUGGCUUUGAGGCGAGAACUAGUCGAGCUGUAUUUCGAAUACAUUCACGAUCAAUUUCAUUCCAUGUAUCACAAAGCAUCUUUCAUGGACGAUGUGGUGAACGAUCGGGUGCCUGUCAUUGUGCUCUUGGCACUCUUCGCUCUGUCUGCGAGGUUUUCGACUAGCGACGUCUUCAGUGGAACAGACCCAAGGCUACGCGGGGAGGUCUAUCGUGAAGCGAGCGAACGACUGUUCAGUAUCCGUCAUCUUACUCCUACGACAGUUCAGGUAUGCCUUUUGCUUGGAGCAUACGCAGCUGCCAGUGGCGACACGGACGUUGAAAACAUGUACUACAGCACGGCUGGCCGUAUGUGUUUGGUUCUGGACCUGCCCAAUCGUCCCGUCACCAGCCUAGUGGAGCGCGAGGUAAACAUCAGGAUGUGGUGGGCCAUCUGCAUGGUAGACGUCUGGUCGUCUGCAGCCGUUAGGAUGCCGCGCAUCAUGCCUUUUGACUACGCCGUGCCAUUUCCAAUCGACGAAAUACCUUUUUCAUCCAUGACCACCGAUGUGAGAUGCGACUUCAUUGAAAACCCCUCCUCAGUGGCCUCUCCUCUCCUCGCCGAGAUGAUCAAACUCAAUAGGAUAUUGUCCAAGAUUAUCGACUUCAAUCGAACCUGCGUAUCUGAACAUCUUGACGGCAUACCCCUUGAGAAAGGCAUACGCGAAUUGUCCCGCGACCUUGAUGUUUGGUUAGAGAAUCUUCCACAACGCAUGCACGACACGCCGGCAAAUUUCGAAUACUUUGCCUCACAUGGCCUCGGGCGUAUGUUCGCAGCUGUUUACCUGGGGUACUACCACUACGGUCAGCUCUUGAACUAUCAGUUCCUCUCAUCGUCCAUCGAAGCACCAGCCGACUCGGCGCGAUAUGCUGAUGCCUGCAAACAACACGCCGCACGGCUUUGUUCCCUUGUCUACCGCUCCCAUUCCACCCCUGGCAGCGAAGUUUUGUACUCAGCGGUCUCGCAUAUCCUAGUGAUUGCAUCGACCAUACAGAUCCAUACCCUGCUCUUUUCCGGAGACGAAGGCCAGAUCAGGAUUUCCAAGACGAGACUGGAGCGCAACUUUGAGAUGUUACUGCGGUUGCGCACGUAUUGGCCAAGUGUAGACGGUGCUAUGAGUCGCCUACGGGCAUUCCAUCAAACCUGUCUCCGAAGUAAGGAGACCAGCUUCGUUCUUGAUCGAUGGCUAUUGCGCUUUCUGGUCCAGUUUGCGCCUCAUAUGGAGCUUGAACCGAGAGACAACGAUCCGGAAUACAAGGCAUUGCUGGCGCUGAGCAGACAGUCACCGUUGUCAUGUCACUCAAUUAUGUCGUUGUGA